Leptidea sinapis is the source of this 2196-nucleotide messenger RNA. RefSeq lists its product as uncharacterized. Bases 137 to 2179 code for a protein of 680 amino acids. The transcript is spliced from 18 exons. The record is from RefSeq and is a predicted model, not a curated record. Lineage: Eukaryota; Metazoa; Arthropoda; Insecta; Lepidoptera; Pieridae.
AUCAGCCGUGUCUGACACUGGCCUUAAAAUACCUCUCAAAAUAAUAACAAAAUGUACACCAUCUAACACAAAACCCCGUUAAAACCUCCGCUCCGAAAUCCUCGAAGGGCACAACUGACCAGGAACACAAUAAAAGAUGGCCCCGAAUAGUGAACACAAUGAAUCCAUUUCGGGCAGUGCGGCAGCACUAGCUAUUAUUCGUGAAGAGCAAAUAUCCCCCGUGCAGUCACAGAUGAUCAAAGCACAGAGCCCAGGCAGUGGUACAAAUAAAUCGGCUAGCAUCUGUCCAUGUAAAGGCGCAUGGUCUGAAAGGGAAAAGGAAGUAACGAAAUUAGCCGAACAACAGCUAAAAGAAAAAGAAGACCAAUUGAAGAUAGAGUUUCAAGAACGAUUGGAGACGGAGCUGAAAUUAUUGAGAGAAAGAUUCGAUUUGGUUCUACGCAAUGAACAGAUCCGAAGCGCGUACAUGUCGAGAGAGGCGCACAGAGAGAGAAAGGAGAAGAUAUCAGCAUUGCAGACCCAACUUGAGUGUAAGAACAUCGCAGCAUUGAUGUACGUUCUGUGUUCGGAACGCAGGAAGAGCAAGUUGCAUAUACUGAGGAUACGUGAAGAAUACGAUAAAUACAUUGAUGGAUUGCACCAAAUUCUGAGUGAGAGUCAAGAUUUAAUACUGGACCUGUCCCGAGGAUACAAGACUGCUGCCAGAGUGGAUCACGAAUGGAAAAAGAAAAUGAACCAGAUUAUAAAAGAGUUCCAGAACUACGUGUACCACUAUGCUGGGGGCACCCCCGAUACGAACCAGUACUUCUUCGAUAUUCCUCAGCUGAUGACCACAAAGGAACCAAUAAAAGAUGAUCCUAAAGAGGACCCUUGUGAUGAAGAUGUUGUUGUAGAAGAAACACAACUUGAACCUCCGAAGGAAUGGUGGGAGUUAAUAGAAAGAGAUAGUCGACCCUUUAUAGUAAUGGGCGACAUGGCUGAAUUCAAACCACCACAGCGAAGAGAUGUAUUGAAGGUUGUCAAAGCAUCUAAAACUGCGCCAAAAAAAUGGAAAAAAUACGCUUUCAACAAUGUGUACAUCAAUUCACAAUGUCCAAAUCUUAAGAACAUUAAAGAUGACUAUGAAAAGAAUUUACCUCAACAAGAGAAGUGGUGUAAGCACGAGCUACCUGAAGAAACUCCGAGACACUCGGACACCAGUCGGCGCCUGACUAGAGCCAGCGAUAAUUUAAGGGCCAUUGAUAUGGGAUCCAUACUGAAAAUGAUCACAUCCAGUGGCCGUAACACAGGAGGAAGGGCAACGCUUCUAGGAGCUCGUGACUCCAUGGAGAUAGUAUCUACUACGAGACUGCGAGAAAAGAAAAAAAGUUCUCAAGAUCCUGGAAAAGUGGUUCUGAAUGUCGGAAAUAAAUUUGAGGCAAUUUGCAACGAGAUGGCUGAAGAAGUACUUGCAGAAGAAAUUGAGGAAAGAGUACAGAUUACUAAAAGGCGAAGCACAAAUGACGAGGGAUCAAUUAACUCCCAAUGGGCUUGGACGAGUCCACGUAAUGAUAGUCUACAGAUCACGCAAGAACAUCCUCCACAAGAUCGAAUCAACUAUGAAAAGGUUUGUCCGAUGGAACAAUGUCAGCGGAUGGACGUGGACUCAUUUAUCAGAACGCUGCCCUCAUAUAUGAAGGCCAGUCCUUUCGCUCACUACGAGCAGAGCUUUGAAGAGUACGAGACAUGCACUCCAGAACAACUGGAAAUAUUGAAGCAGAGAAUCGAAGACAAGAAACACAAGGAGAGAGUAGACUUCCACCUACCCGAGCCAGAGCCUAUUGAAGAAUGGGCAGAUGACUUUGCUGAAGGUGUGGGGGUCCAGACAUCUGCUACGUCGGUGUAUCCUCCCCCAUGCACGUGCUCGGUGAAGGGGAGCUCUUCCGGAGAGGGUAUGGGGGUGUUUAACCUGGCAGACCUGGUACCUGUCAAAUUAAAACUGGAGAAGAUUACUGAAGAAUGCUUCCAUCAAGACAAUAUUGAAUUUGAUCGGUUUGACGUUAUCGGACAAGAUAUCGAAGAAAAACCAAUUAUAGAAUCAGAAAACCCUAACUUCAAAGAAGAUCGCGUCGCUGCAAUACGAAACAUUUUGGAACAUCAUCCAAGUAUCUGCGAAAUAUUCCAAGCUAAUAUACGAUAAAAUGCAAUAAAACUCCG